Cylas formicarius (sweet potato weevil) is the source of this 746-nucleotide messenger RNA. RefSeq names its product SAYSvFN domain-containing protein 1 (gene Saysd1). The transcript is spliced from 4 exons. Lineage: Eukaryota; Metazoa; Arthropoda; Insecta; Coleoptera; Brentidae. The coding region runs from base 163 to 726 and encodes 187 amino acids. The record is from RefSeq and is a predicted model, not a curated record.
GAAAUACGGCUGGGAACAAUCGAACAACACAGGCAUAACAGUAUAUCAAAACUUACUACCCAAUCGAUAGAAUGCCCCACUGACCACUGAACGUAGAACCAUAGAUAAAUUAACUAGAGGCAACAGCUGAUUGUCAAAAUAAUCAUGUUUUAACCGUUAAUUAUGGCUAACGCGGAAGUGGAGAAAAAACUAGCGCAGUACAGGGCAAAAAAACAGAGAGAGGUUCGCUUGAACGCGUGUAAAGCUAAAAUCAAGUCAGUGUUUUCCUAUUUCAAUGCUAAUGACAAUCUGGAAGCCGCAAAGGUUCCAAAGAUGCAAGAGCCCCUCAUUAAUGAUGAAAAUGAGAGUGGGGACGACAAUAAAGAAUCCGAUGUAGAGUCUUUUGUAUGUGAAAAAGCUUUUCACACACCCUUAACAUUUCUAGAUUACAUCUAUUACUUGUUGUGGUUUAUAUUGUGGACAAUUUUGUUCGCGAUCUUUAUACAUUAUCAAUUCGGUGUUGUGUAUUUGAUAGUUUCGGGUAUCGUGGGAAUGUAUUUAAACACCAGGACCGGACCCAAGAAGAAAAAUGAGGUUAGUGCCUAUUCCGUGUUUAAUAAAAACUGUGAACGACUAGAUGGCACUCUCACUGCGGAGCAACUUCAGCGGGAAAUGUUGUACGGCGGUUUGAGACCAGUAUGUGGAAGAUUAAGGAUUUAUUGUAAUAAAAUUAAUCUUGCAGAUUAAUAUGGGAUUUAAAAGAUAAA